UUUGGCACGCCAUACGCGUUUGAGUGCUGACUGAUAUUUGUCCACGCCAGAGCUCUCGCCCUUGCAAUGGAGGCGAUGGCGGUGGCGUCGGCGGCGGCCACGACCAGCGGGGCGCAACAGCAGCUGGAUCGAUUGCACAGAGCGGCGGCGGCGUCGCGAGCGUCCUCCUGCGAUUGCAAAUCCUUGGCGCCUCCUCCCCCACAGCAUUUGGUUUGGGGCUACACGAAUCGCAGCCUCUUGCGGCGGAGUCCUGCGGAGCGAUGCGCGGCGGGAGCGACUCCCACAAUGCCGCACAGCUUGCCGUCGGAGAAUUCGGCCACGAAGAAGCACGAUUAUUACACGGUUUGCGAUUUCAUGACGCCAAGGAAGGAUCUCUUUUGUGUUCGGGUCUCAACAACGGUGGAUGAUGCUUUGAAGUUGCUCGUGGACAAUCGCAUUACUGGGCUUCCAGUUAUAGACGAGGACGGAAAGCUGGUUGGAGUUGUAUCAGACUACGAUUUACUAGCUCUCGAUUCUAUCUCGGGUAAGCCAGAGCUCCAAAGUUUUUUUUUAAUGAAUUUCUCAAUCUCAGGGAAGAGGCCAUCGACCAACAGUUUGUUCCCCGAGGCAGGAAGUACAUGGAAGGCCUUUAAAGAGAUCCAGCACCUUCUCACCAAAACGCAAGGCAAGACUGUGGGAGAUUUGAUGACUCCCUCGCCGCUGGUGGUUCGAGUGGACAUGAACAUUGAAGACGCAGCCAGGAUAUUGCUUGACACCAAGUACCGGAGGCUUCCUGUUGUGGAUGAGUGUGGAAAACUGGUCGGUUUGAUCACGAGAGGCAACGUUGUUCGAGCAGCGUUGCAAGUUAAGCGUGCUGCCGAGGAAAAUACUUCCAGCUCGUGACGAAGAAAAAUAUUUAUUCUCGGAAUCGUCCCAGAAGACUCACAUUCAUUUGUUCUCUCUGCGGCCAAUUCUUUGUAUUUCUAUUUGGUUAACAAAGGAUCACAUCUUAAACGAGAAAAAUGUCGUUU
Molecule: messenger RNA, 1010 nt
Organism: Selaginella moellendorffii
Lineage: Eukaryota; Viridiplantae; Streptophyta; Lycopodiopsida; Selaginellales; Selaginellaceae
Product: CBS domain-containing protein CBSX1, chloroplastic
Exons: 7
Coding region: 67-882 (271 amino acids)
Source: RefSeq, a predicted model, not a curated record